UUCUGACAUCAAAUGAUUCAAACGCCUUCCGAUCAUAGUUGCGGAGAACCGAACCGUGGUCCUUCAUAUCAAGUUCAGCAUCAAUCGCCAAUUUACACUCAAUAUCUAACUAGCCAAAAAGAAAGGAGAUAAAGACAAAAACAAGCACAACUUGCACAACACAAAUUAGUCACAUAAAAUCAAAAGUUAAGGAGCGUGAUAUAUUUAUCUCAUCAAAUCUCUUAACAAAAUUUAUGUACCACCAACUAUCUUUCCAUCUUGCUGGAAAUCACCACCCCUUAUAAGAUACAUGGGCCUUUCCACUUACUCUCUCAUACUUAGAUAAAAAUCAUUUCUACAUACUAAACUACAAAAAACAGAAACACCCCCACACAUUCAAUUAUUUCUACAGUAUGAAGUAUGAAACUUUUUCUCCAUACACAAUCCCAAAACCAAACCAAAUAAAUCCCUCCACAACACACACAUUCCCAACAUAAAUAAAUCCUAUAUUUCCCUAGCAAAACACAUAAACAUAAACAUCCUUUACUUGUCUCUUAUCCUUAAAAUUUUCACCACUACAAGUCACAAUGGUCUUGAUUUUGCUGCUUCUAUCAUUGGUCUUUCUAACUACCUCAACUUCCAUUCCAACCUCAUCACCUUCUCAUAACCUUUCAUACCCUCAUUUUCAACGCCUCAAUGUGAAACAAACCAUUGCAGAAACUAAGCUAAAGCUGAAAUCUUUUCAUACAACCAAACAACCCCAAGAUAAUGAAAAUGCCAACACUGAGUACGAGAGUGAAAAAUCUGAAUCAGGAAAACAGAAAUUGAAGCUACUUCACAGAGAUAAAAUUUCUACCUUUAAUACUUCCCGUGACCAUCGCAGCCGUUUCAAUGCACGGAUGAAUAGAGAUUCCAAAAGGGUCGCCGCCGUUGUCCGCAGAAUCGCCGGUGCUUCCGGGUAUGAAACAGAGGAAUUCGGGUCGGAUGUGGUUUCGGGUAUGGAGCUAGGAAGUGGGGAGUAUUUUGUUAGAAUAGGUGUUGGUAGCCCACCAAAAAACCAAUAUGUGGUUAUUGAUUCGGGUAGUGACAUUAUUUGGGUCCAAUGUCAACCAUGUACCCAAUGUUAUCACCAAUCCGACCCGGUUUUUAACCCGGGAGAUUCAUCAUCUUAUGCGGGUGUGUCUUGCGGGUCAACCGUGUGCAGUCGUGUGGAGAAUGCAGGGUGUAAUGAAGGGAGGUGCCAUUAUGAGGUUUCUUAUGGAGACGGGUCCUAUACUAAAGGGACACUUGCACUUGAGACAGUUACAUUGGGAGGAACCGUGAUCCGAAACGUGGCUAUCGGGUGCGGGCACCGUAAUCAAGGUAUGUUUGUUGGAGCAGCUGGGUUGUUGGGUCUUGGAAGUGGUCCCAUGUCUUUUGUGGGCCAAUUGGGUGGUCAAACCGGUGGUACAUUUAGUUAUUGUUUAGUGAGUCGCGGCACUGAAGCAUCUGGUACGCUAGAAUUUGGACGAGAAUCGGUGCCCGUGGGUGCUUCGUGGGUUUCCCUAAUUCAUAACCCACAAGCUCCUAGUUUUUAUUAUAUCGGGCUUUCAGGUCUUGGAGUUGGGGGCUUAAAAGUUCCCAUAUCCGAGGAUGUUUUUCGAUUAAAUGAACUGGGUGAGGGAGGGGUGGUCAUGGACACCGGCACUGCUGUGACAAGGCUGCCUACGGCGGCUUAUGAUGCAUUUCGAGAUGCUUUUAUUGCUCAAACGACAAAUCUACCUAGGGCAUCCCGAGUAUCUAUUUUUGACACAUGCUAUAAUUUAUACGGGUUUGUGACGGUCCGCAUACCAACCAUAUCAUUUUAUUUCUUGGGUGGGCCUAUAUUGACCCUUCCAGCUAGGAACUUUCUAAUUCCAGUGGAUGAUGUAGGCACUUUCUGCUUUGCAUUUGCUCCUUCUCCAUCAGGGCUUUCCAUCAUAGGGAACAUACAGCAAGAAGGGAUUGAAAUUUCAGUGGAUGGAGCUAAUGGUUAUGUGGGAUUUGGACCCAAUGUUUGUUAAGUUUUUUUAUAUAAAAAAGUUUAUGUGAGUUGGAUCCCAAAAGUUCCCCAUAAUUAGGACAUGCCUUAAGGUUACUAUUAUCGUGUUAUGUAAGCGUGUGUAUAUUAUCAGCGCUCUAAGUUUUGUUAGUGUUAUAGUAAUGUAACAUAAUAGUCUUAAUAUGUAGAUGAGUGGAAUAAUUAAGCCACACAUGUGGUCAUGAAAUGUUAUAUUCAUAAUAAUAUAUAGUAUAAUCUCGCUUUUGAUUA
Molecule: messenger RNA, 2269 nt
Organism: Trifolium pratense (red clover)
Lineage: Eukaryota; Viridiplantae; Streptophyta; Magnoliopsida; Fabales; Fabaceae
Product: protein ASPARTIC PROTEASE IN GUARD CELL 2-like
Exons: 1
Coding region: 567-2021 (484 amino acids)
Biological process (GO): proteolysis
Molecular function (GO): aspartic-type endopeptidase activity
Source: RefSeq, a predicted model, not a curated record